Messenger RNA from Neltuma alba, 1765 nucleotides. Its product is annotated as probable nucleoredoxin 3. The record is from RefSeq and is a predicted model, not a curated record. NCBI's taxonomy places the organism in Eukaryota, Viridiplantae, Streptophyta, Magnoliopsida, Fabales, Fabaceae. The transcript is spliced from 5 exons. Bases 456 to 1634 code for a protein of 392 amino acids.
AAAAGUAAACUGCCUCACCCUCACAGAACCCAGGGAAGAUGCCUCAAGCUACCAAAUGUCACCUCCCAUUUCCGGACGAAAUGAACAAAAUCACAAGAGAAAAAUAAUAAUAAUAAAAAAAUAGAAGCGCUCUCUAUUUCCCUUCUUCUUCCUCCUCCUUCUCAUCCACGGUAGCACUUCAAGCAAGGGUGGUUCAAAACUAUUGAAAAGUAUUUUGUGUAUGCUGGUAUGGAACAACCCUGUUGCAGUGAUGGAGGUUAGAGAAAGGGUUUCUAGAAUCUAAAAUUGGUCACAAAUGAAAACAUGGCCACCUCUGCACCAAUCUGAAUUCUGAACAUCAUUUGCCUUCUGGUUCUUUCCAAACUAGGGGCACAAUAGCAACUUAUGUUUCAAGAAAAGAAAAGGAACAUCCAGGGAUAGAGUGAGGAGAUCAUCUCUCACUUUCUGCAGUUCCAAUGGCGGGCCCGUUCUAUGAAGCUAAAUUCGUUGACCGUCAUGAUAUCAUGAAGAUUUUUGCAGCUGAAGGCGUUGAAUUCCUUUUAUCAUGUGAUGGAAAGGUACCUCUGUCAUCAUGCAACGGGAAGACCAUCUUCCUAUUUUUCUCUGCAAACUGGUGCAGGCCUUGUAAAACAAUAGUUCCUCUUCUGGUUGAACUUUAUGAUGCACUGAAAAAGAAAGGCAAGAGUCUAGAGAUCAUUUUCAUCUCCUUUGAUCACGAUGAGAGUGGUUUUGAUCAACAUUUCAAGAGCAUGCCAUGGCUUGCUGUCCCGUUUGAUGCAAAUUUGCACAGAAGGUUGAUCAACAGGUAUCAAGUCCAUCGAAUCCCAUCAUUCGUCCCAUUAUGUUCAGAUGGCAUAACCAAUGAAGAAGAUAUGAUUGGCUGCAUCGAGGACUAUGGUGCUGAAGCAUUCCCUUUCACAAACAAGAGACUGCAAGAACUGAAAGCCAUAGAUCAAAGAAAGCGAGAAGAAGCCAAUUUGGAAGAACUUUUGGCUCAUGCGGGACGCAAUUUUCUCAUCUCUGGGGAUGAUGGGAAGGUACCGAUAUCUGAACUUACGGGCAAAACCAUAGGCCUAUAUUUUUGUGCUGACUGGUCUCCCCCUUGCCGUGCCUUCACCGUCCAACUUACAGACGUAUACAACAACCUAAACGCUGGAAAAGAUCACUGCUUUGAAGUUGUUCUGAUCUCAACAGAUAGAGACCUCGGGGAAUUCAAUGUGAACAGAAGUAGCAUGCCAUGGCUGGCUGUACCAUACUUGGACAGAACAAGGCAUGAUCUUUGUAGAAUCUUCGCUAUAAAAGGAAUUCCCGUUUUGGUUCUUCUUGGGCCAGAGGGCAAAGUCAUAAGCAUGAAUGGGAAGUUUGUGGUGUCCUCAUAUGGUGCUGAGGCUUUCCCUUUCACUGAUGCACGUAUAAGGGACCUUGAAGCUGCUCUGAGAAAGGAAGGAGAGGCUUUGCCUCGGGAGGUUGAGGAUUUGAAACAUGAGCAUGUUCUGAAAUUGGAAAUGGCCAAAGCUUAUGUGUGUGAUUUCUGUAAAAAACAAGGCAAGUUCUGGGCGUUCUCCUGUGAUGUCUGUGAUUAUGAUCUUCACCCAAGUUGUGUGGAAAAGGUCAGCAAAGAUGAAAGCUUGUAGAAAAUACAGUAAUGGCCUUGACAUUUGUGGGGAUUGCUUAAGAACCAAACUAAAACUUCUCCUGCCUCAAUACUACGUUGAUGAAAGCUCUUUUUUUUUUUUUUUUUUUUAAUGAAUGUUGUGAAAGUUAA